AUGGUGCACCUCGCCAGUGUAACGCCCGACCCGCACAAGGGCGAGGACUUCGAUGCUCCUAAACGCAGAACCUCCAUGGUUCCUGGCCUCGAACACAUUGCUCUCGAACCUCCCGGAGAGGAUGAGUUCUCCACGUCCGUCUACGGUUCGCGUUUCGCAGCCCAAGAUCUACCCUCCCAUGAAAUGCCUGAAAGAGAAAUGCCCAAGGAAGUUGCAUAUCGUAUGAUCAAAGACGAGCUCAGUCUCGAUGGAAACCCUAUGCUGAACCUGGCCAGUUUUGUCACCACAUUCAUGGAAGACGAGGCUGAAAAGCUCAUGACCGAAGCAUUCUCGAAGAACUUCAUUGACUAUGAGGAAUACCCACAGACCGCCGAAAUCCAAAACCGUUGUGUCAAUAUGAUCGCUCGACUGUACAACGCACCGGAGUCUGAAGACGGGUCGAACGCAAUGGGCACUUCUACCCUCGGUUCGAGUGAGGCAAUCAUGCUGGCUGUGCUGGCCAUGAAGAGAAGAUGGGCCAAUAAGCGCAAGGCGGAGGGCAAAGACGCCUUCAAGCCCAACAUCAUCAUGAACAGUGCGGUGCAGGUAUGCUGGGAAAAGGCUGCCCGUUAUUUUGAUGUGGAGGAGAAAUACGUCUACUGCACCAAGGAUCGGUACGUCAUCGAUCCAGAAGAAGCCGUCAAUCUGAUCGAUGAAAACACCAUCGGUAUCUGUGCCAUCGUGGGGUUGACAUACACUGGCGAGUACGAGGAUGUUCAAAUGAUCAACGACCUCCUAGUCGAGAAGAACAUCGACUGUCCCAUCCAUGUUGAUGCUGCUUCUGGUGGGUUUGUGACACCGUUUGUCAAUCCGGAUCUCGUCUGGGAUUUCCGGCUCGAAAAGGUAGUGAGUAUCAACGUCUCGGGCCACAAGUAUGGUUUGGUAUACCCCGGUGUGGGUUGGGUCGUUUGGAGGUCGCCAGAGUUUCUGCCCAAGGAACUCGUCUUCAACAUUAAUUACCUAGGAGCCGAUCAAGCUUCCUUCACCCUGAACUUCAGCAAAGGUGCAAGCCAUGUCAUCGCUCAGUACUAUCAGAUGAUCCGACUGGGAAAGCGUGGAUACCGCAGUAUCAUGUUCAACCUGACCCGCACGUCCGACUACCUUGCCGCACAGCUCCGGGCCUUGGGCUUCGUCAUCAUGUCACCUGGUGGUGGUCGAUCACUACCUGUGGUCGCUUUCCGACUGAACUCUGAGGAUGAUCAUCUUUAUGACGAGUUCACUAUUGCCCAUCAGCUACGCGAACGCGGUUGGGUGGUCCCGGCCUAUACGAUGGCACCGCAUAGUGAACAGCUCAAGUUGAUGCGUGUGGUUGUCCGUGAGGAUUUCAGCAAGGCCCGGUGCGAUAGUCUUGUCAAUGACAUCAAGAUGGCUCUACAACUGCUCGGUGAGAUGGACCGCAAGACCAUAGAGCGCUACCAAGAGCAUGUCAAGAAACACAGUCGAACAGGCAAGGCGGGUGUCAACAUUGCACAUUACAAGCAUGAGAAGCAUUCGCUCCAAGGCAAACACGGCAAGACACAUCCUAUUUGCUAG
Molecule: messenger RNA, 1572 nt
Organism: Capronia coronata CBS 617.96
Lineage: Eukaryota; Fungi; Ascomycota; Eurotiomycetes; Chaetothyriales; Herpotrichiellaceae
Product: glutamate decarboxylase
Exons: 4
Coding region: 1-1572 (523 amino acids)
Biological process (GO): L-glutamate catabolic process
Cellular component (GO): cytosol
Molecular function (GO): glutamate decarboxylase activity; pyridoxal phosphate binding
Source: RefSeq, a predicted model, not a curated record